Messenger RNA from Drosophila takahashii, 2861 nucleotides. RefSeq names its product DNA ligase 4 (gene DNAlig4). The record is from RefSeq and is a predicted model, not a curated record. Lineage: Eukaryota; Metazoa; Arthropoda; Insecta; Diptera; Drosophilidae. Gene Ontology annotation, cellular component: DNA ligase IV complex; DNA-dependent protein kinase-DNA ligase 4 complex. Gene Ontology annotation, biological process: DNA recombination; DNA biosynthetic process; double-strand break repair via nonhomologous end joining. Gene Ontology annotation, molecular function: ATP binding; DNA binding; DNA ligase (ATP) activity.
UGGUGAAAUUGUUUAUUAUUAUUAAGCCAAAAUGAGCGCUGAUAUAGCCAGCACGAUCAAGUUCCGCGACAUCUGCGACCUGUUCGAGAAGCUGAAGGCCACCAGGAAGGUGGCCAACAAGGAGGAGGUGCUGAAGAGCUACUACGAGUCCUUCUGCCGCCACCGCGAGUCCUUUCGCCGGCAAACGGGCCUGACCGACGACCAGGCGGAGAACGGGGUCAGUAGCUUCUAUUCGGUGCUCCGCCUGCUGCUCCCCGGGGCGGACACAGGUCGGGACACCUAUGGCCUGCAGAUCACCGCCCUGGGCAGGCUGUACAUCAAGGUGCUGCAGCUCCCAGGCGAUUCGCGAGAUGCCCUCAUGCUGCAGCACCGCAGCGGUAACAUGUACCGCGACUACGGCGACGUCGUCUACGCCGUCCUCAAGCCGCGGUGCUCCAAUCCGCCCAGCGAUCUGCGCCUGCAGCACAUCCACGCGAUGCUGGACACGAUCGCCAGCGAGGACACGGAGGUCAAGAAGCAGCAGCUCGUCCGUUUCACCGAGCAGGCCUCGCCCGAGGAGCAGAAGUGGCUUAUCCGGCUGCUGCUCAAGAGCCUUGGCCUGGGCAUCGGCGAGCAGAAGAUCUUCGGGGUGCUGCACCCGAGGGCGCAGGACAUCUACCAGCGCUGCUCCGAUUUGGGACACGUGUGCAAUCUGCUCGCGGAUAGGGGCAGCGACCUGGACGACAGCAAGGCAGCCGUGAAGUUCGUGAACCUGAACGCCGUCAUCCGGCCAUUCCAUCAGAUACGACCCAUGCUCUGCGAACGAUUUCCCGGCGACAUCCAGGAGCUGAUGCAGUCGGAUGUGCUCUACAUGGAGACCAAAAUGGACGGCGAGCGCUUCCAGCUGCACAUCGAGGGCGGCCGCUUCAUGUACAUCUCCCGGAACGGCGUGGACUACACGCGCAACUUUGGACGCGACUACGAUCACGGCACUCUGACGCCCAAGCUGAGGAGCCUGCUGCCCCUGGGCCUGGAGUCCAUCAUCCUGGACGGCGAGAUGAUGGUGUGGGACACCAGCCAGCUGCGCUUCCGCGAGAAGGGCGAGAACACGGACGUGAAGAACCUGAAGCCCGAGGGCAGCUGGCAGCCCUGCUUCGUGGUCUACGAUCUGCUGUACUUCAAUGGCCAGAGCCUGCUCGACCACAGCUACGUGCAGCGGGCGUACAAGCUGCACAAGAUGCUCGUCGAGCAGCCGGGCGUGCUGCAGCUGAUGCGCGGCCGCAAGAUCGGCUCCGUCGCGGAGUUCAACGAGCUCUUCCAGCAGGCACUCGACGCCCACGCCGAGGGCAUUGUGCUGAAGAAGCAGGGCUCCACAUAUCAGCCGGGCGUGAGGCUGGGCGGUGGGUGGUACAAGGAUAAGGCGGAUUACAUCAAGGGUCUGAUCACCGAGUUCGAUGUGCUGAUCAUUGGCGCCUUCUACAACCGCAAGCGCACCUUCGUGGACUCCUUUCUGCUGGGAGUUCUCCAGCCAGCGCCGCCCGGCAGCGCCAGUCGGCCGGAGGUCUUCAGCAUCGGCGUGGUCACGAACAACACGAAGCAGCGAGGAGUGUUAAAUCACACGCUAAAGCCGCAUUGGCAUGAUGUGAUUAAGGAGCCGCCGCCGCUGUGGUUUCACUACAAGCCCAAGGAGCGCGCCGGAUGCCCCGAUCUCUGGAUCGAGCCGCACAACUCGAUCAUCCUGCAGGUGAAGGCCGCCGAUUUGGCGCCAAAUGGAGCUUUCUUCACCCGCAAAUCGCUGCACUUUCCGCGCACCGAAACGAAGCGCGACGACAAGCCGUGGAGCGAGUGCAUGACCCUGCAGGAGUUCAACGACCUGUGCGCCGGAUCCACGGCCAUCAAGAAGCUGAACAAGCGGCAGCUGCGCCUAGAGGAUGUAACGACCAAGCGCAAGCAGCUGCGGAUGACGCCCUCGGAGCGGAGUCGCCUCGGAUUGGCCGUCUAUGAGAAACGCUGUGCGGUGGACCCGGCGGCGAGCAGCUCCCAGUUGUUCGACGGCCUCAGCUUUUGCGUACUGAGCGGAUCGGCCGGGCGGCAGAGCAAGCAGCAGCUGCAGGAGCUGGUCGCCCAGAACGGCGGCUGCAUCGUGGAGAACCCGCUGCCCAACGAUCCCAAGUGCUUUUGCAUUGCCGGCGACGAGACGUUUCUGGUCCGGCGACUCUGCCUUCAGGAGCCGCGCACCUGCAACAUUCUGCGCAUGGAGUGGCUGCUGAGGGUCUGCCAGCGGCAGGAGCUCGAACUCAAGCCCAAGGAUCUGCUGGCGGCCACUGAGCCGUUGCAGCGGGAUCUGGCCGAGUGCUUCGACCUUCUGGGCGAUAGCUACAACAAGGAUAUUGCCAGUGUGGAGGAGCUGCAGGAACUGCUAAAGGAUAUUCAGCUUACACCAGAGAAUUCCUGCGAGAUUAUCGCUGCUGAGGUGAAUGCUCUGGAGGAUCAGCUGCUGGACGGCGAGAAGAAACUGAAUCUAUUCCGCCACCUGCAUGCCUACUUCUACGAUCCGCUUGGCGAUGAGCUCGGCAAGCUUCUGUUCCUGCAAAACGGCGGCAAACUGGCCGACGAAUUUGAUCCGCAGCUGAAUCUGGGCUUCGUCUGCAUGUCUUCUGACCUGGACAACGAUAAGUUUGACCACUGGCUGAGUAACCAUUCCACGCUGAGCGCCGACAAAGUCUUGAACUCUGCCUGGAUCCAUCAGUCGCAUCGGGAGGGCCAACUCCUGCCCAUGAGUGCGUUUGUCUAGAAUCUAGCUUUAUAUUUUGUUUAUAACAAGUUAAUUACUGUUAUCUUAGUAAUAAAAAUAAAUGUAUCUAACUAUAUUGACAAUAAAA